UUGAAGACACCGCAGCAGAUAAAGCGUUGAACAACGCGGCCAUGGAGGAAGACUCAUUAACCAGUUCAUCUCUGUCAUCGCGCAGAUGCCUCGGUUACGAGAGUGAAGAACAGGCCCCUAGAGGGAGUCAGCACCGCGUCCAGGCAACCGUGCAGCAGCCAGAUCAAGCGCUGCGCGAACAAAGCUCAGCUCGCAACACUUACGGUAUGGGUGCCGCUAAGAGCAGCGGGAGUUUACGGCUGCACAAGUACGACGAGACCUUCGAGGAACCACGUGAGGGCUUACCCCUGAGUCAUCCGAUUUACCCAGCAGGCAUGGAGAGCAGGCCGCAAAUUUUCCAGCACAGCCUUCAAGGCACCAGCCAUGAUCAUGGGAGGAGCCUCCACGACGUCCAUGGCACUGUUCACCCGUUUCUGCGCUCCGACAGUGCUAUUCACAUCAGCAAGUUGUCCUCUGAGACCCAGUGCAGCUACGCCCAAGGAAUCCACGGCGACACCGAGCAGCUGUCGCUGCAGCCGCAUCCAGAUAACACUCAUGACACCAGAGUCGGUCUUCGAGCCCGCUGGCGGUAA
Molecule: messenger RNA, 572 nt
Organism: Dermacentor andersoni
Lineage: Eukaryota; Metazoa; Arthropoda; Arachnida; Ixodida; Ixodidae
Source: RefSeq, a predicted model, not a curated record